Molecule: messenger RNA, 879 nt
Organism: Pseudozyma hubeiensis SY62
Lineage: Eukaryota; Fungi; Basidiomycota; Ustilaginomycetes; Ustilaginales; Ustilaginaceae
Product: monocarboxylate transporter
Exons: 1
Coding region: 1-879 (292 amino acids)
Biological process (GO): transmembrane transport
Cellular component (GO): fungal-type vacuole membrane
Molecular function (GO): transmembrane transporter activity
Source: RefSeq, a predicted model, not a curated record
AUGGGCGUGAUCUUUAACACGGCUAUCAACUGCCCUGCCCAUUACUAUAACCGCCGCCGGGCGCUCGCUCUGGGUGUCGUCGCAUCUGGCUCGUCGACAGGCGGCAUCAUCUUUCCCAUCAUGUCUCGCAAGCUCCUAGCCGAGGUCGGGUACGGCUGGAGCAUGAGGAUCAUAGGCUUCUUCUUGCUGACGGGCGUAAUCCUUGCGUGGUUCUCGCUCUCGACGCGCCUGCCACCUGCCAUCGAUGUUCGCGACAAGUCCAAGGGAGGGUGGAAGCAGGUGCAGUGGACCGACUUCUCGGCCUUCCGCAAUCCCGCCUACACGUUCUUCGUCAUUGGUGCGUCGUUCAUCAUGUUUGGACUUUACAUGCCCUUGACCUACAUGGACGUGUGGUCGUCCAGCAACAACGUUCCAGCCAACGGCUACUACCUACCCAUCCUCAACGCCGCCUCCUCCUUUGGUCGCGUUCUUCCAGGCUUCGUCGCUGACAAAGUGGGCCGCAUCAACACCAUCCUGCCACAUCUGGCCGUCUCCGGAGUGCUCAUCUUCAUCUUUCCGCUCUGUACCAACCUCGGCGGUCUGGUCGUGUUUUCCAUCUUGUACGGCUUCACGUCAGGAUGCUACGUCUCGCUCAUCCCGGCAUGCUCCUCACAGUUGGGCAGCACCAGCACGGUGGGCACGCGAAACGGCAUGAUGUUCUUCCUCAUGUCUUUUGGCGGUCUCUUUGGUCUGCCCAUCGCAGGUGCCAUCCUGGGCGACGUUGGGCAUCUUGAUUGGUGGGGCGCGGUAGGGUUUUCGGGUGCUAUGGUGGUGAUUGGCACCGUCAGCGUCGCCGUUGCCAAAUGGUACGCGGUCGGCAGCAUCCGAGGCAAAAUUUGA